AAUAUUUUUUCAUUCUCUCUUAGGUUUAUUUUCUUGAAAAGGCUCCAGGCUUCGGCUUGGAAAAUCCAACCGCCAAAAUUGAGCCCAGCAGCUGGAGCGGCAGCGAGAGCCCUGCCGAAAACAUGGAAAGGAUGAGUGACUCUGCAGAUAAGCCAAUUGACAACGAUGCGGAAGGGGUCUGGAGUCCGGACAUUGAGCAGAGCUUUCAGGAAGCCUUGGCUAUCUAUCCACCAUGUGGGAGGAGGAAAAUCAUCUUAUCAGAUGAAGGCAAGAUGUAUGGUAGAAAUGAAUUGAUAGCCAGAUACAUCAAACUCAGGACAGGGAAAACGAGGACCAGAAAACAGGUGUCUAGUCAUAUACAGGUCUUAGCAAGAAAGAAAGUUCGAGAAAUUCAAGCCGCCAUUAAGGUGUCUAGUCACAUUCAGGUUCUUGCCAGAAGGAAAUCUCGUGAUUUUCAUUCCAAGCUAAAGGUGACAAGCAUGGAUCAGACUGCCAAGGAUAAGGCCCUUCAGCACAUGGCCGCCAUGUCGUCAGCCCAGAUCGUCUCGGCCACUGCCAUUCACAACAAGCUGGGGCUGCCUGGGAUUCCACGCCCCACCUUCCCAGGGGCGCCGGGGUUCUGGCCGGGAAUGAUACAAACAGGGCAACCGGGAUCCUCACAAGACGUCAAGCCCUUCGUGCAGCAGGCCUACCCCAUCCAGCCAGCAGUCACAGCACCCAUUCCAGGGUUUGAGCCUGCGUCAGCCCCAGCUCCCUCAGUUCCUGCCUGGCAGGGUCGGUCCAUUGGCACAACCAAACUUCGCCUGGUGGAAUUUUCCGCUUUCCUCGAACAGCAGCGAGACCCGGACUCGUACAACAAACACCUCUUCGUGCACAUUGGGCAUGCCAACCAUUCUUACAGUGACCCAUUGCUCGAAUCAGUGGACAUUCGUCAGAUUUAUGACAAAUUUCCUGAAAAGAAAGGUGGCUUAAAGGAACUGUUUGGAAAGGGCCCUCAAAAUGCCUUCUUCCUCGUAAAAUUCUGGGCCGACUUAAACUGCAAUAUUCAAGAUGAUGCCGGGGCUUUCUAUGGUGUAACCAGUCAGUAUGAGAGUUCUGAAAAUAUGACAGUCACCUGUUCCACCAAAGUUUGCUCCUUUGGGAAGCAAGUAGUAGAAAAAGUAGAGACGGAGUAUGCAAGGUUUGAGAAUGGCCGAUUUGUAUACCGAAUAAACCGCUCCCCGAUGUGUGAAUAUAUGAUCAACUUCAUCCACAAGCUCAAACACCUACCAGAGAAAUAUAUGAUGAAUAGUGUUUUGGAAAACUUCACAAUUUUAUUGGUGGUAACAAACAGGGAUACACAAGAAACUCUCCUCUGCAUGGCCUGUGUAUUUGAAGUUUCAAAUAGUGAACAUGGAGCACAGCAUCAUAUUUACAGGCUUGUAAAGGACUGAACACGAUUAUUUAUAUAUAGAGAUACCUGUAUAUACACACACACACAUAUGUGCACGCACACACACACUCUCCAUUAUCGAACGACUGACUGUAAAACCUCACCAUGCAGGGGUGGUGCCCUGGCCCUGAGGUCACCCUGCUUUUCUAAAUCCUGUUUGAGUGAAGUCAUUUUUUCAUGUGUUCAUACUAUCAUCGUAGCUGUGAAGUUCUGGUACAGUUGUAAAAAGAGAAAUCAAGUUGUUUCUAUGUGUUCCUCAAAUCUGCAGCCCACAAUUCCUCGGGAAAGGUGAACCUUAAGCACCCAAGUCUCUGUCUGCAGAGACCUGUUUCUAAUUGUGGUAGAAAAUAUUCAGACAGAGCAUUUGUCGUGGGACAUUUACAGCCUUUAUACAAAUGUAUUUAGUUCUUUUGUUUUUUUUCCAACAUAAAAUUCUUGUUUUAAGAUACAAGUAAAAUUAAUCUUUAAAUAUAAAUGUAAAUUAGUACACAAAACUAAGAAUCUUUAGACUUAUCUUUGUAACUAAUUAGGGUGGAAGUUAUGAAAGAAUGUAAUUCACUAAAUUAUUUUUUAAAUGAAACUUUUCUUUCUUUUUGAAACCAAAUGUUAAAAUAUAGCCUUAAGAAAUGCUUGGUAGAAAUAUCCUAAUGAGACAAAUUUGUACCUUUUUCAAGGUUAAAACUAAUCUCCUAAUCCAUUGAACUCUUGAACAGGUAUUACAAAGGAAGAAAACUUCCCCCCUUAUCCUUAACAUAUAUAGUAUAUUUAAAAAUGUAAAACUGUAUUGUACUAAUGUGAUGGUUGAUUAUUUAAUGAAAAAGAAAAGAUGGCUCUUUUCGCAAUAAGUAGAUAAAUACUGAAAAUCUGAACUUACAAUGUUUAUAGUCUUGUGUGUGCAGUUAUAUUUUAUAAGGACAACCAAAUUUUUUUUAUUAAAAUGAGUAGAUAUUUGAACCACUGAAAUUUAAUAACAAAAAAUUUUAAUUGGCAUGAAUACUGCACUGUGAGCUGCAAAGUAUAAAAAAUCCUGUGGCUGGGAGAAAAUUUCAUCAACCAAACAAGUAAAAGGCUCAUCAGUUUUAGCAUCUCUGCUCCCCAGAAAUUGGCAAGAUCCUCAAAUGCCUGUGGAUAAAUUGUUUAUUUCUGGUAAUCCAAUAUGCAUAUUAACCUGCUAUAAAUAUAUGUAUGUGUGUGUUUGUGUAUACAUAUACACAUAUACAUAUAUAGUUAUUCAAGACAUAUUUAUUGAACACCUAGUUAGUGUCACUGAGUUUGCUAGGUGCUGAUUAUGUAUGUAUAUUUCAGUCUGUUUCUAUAGAUAUAUUCUCUAAGGACAUCCAUUUUCUUGUCAUCUCUCAAUAAGUCACAGUACUUGUUUGACCGAGGUUUAAGAGGCCCAGCUAUCUAUCUCUGACCUUUCAAACAGGCUCAUUUGGGAGGUUCUUUUCCCAGGAGAGAUUCAACUUUCCAACCCAACUAUUCCAAAGCAUGACCCAGGCAGACUUGGUUUGAUGUAGCCACAUACCUGUCUUAGGUUCUUUCCACAGUACUUCCUCGGGAAAUACCCACAAGGACACACCCCCAACUUCCCAGAAAAACUGACACUUUUAUAGUUGUUGGAAACACGUUAACACAACAGAAUGUGAAAUAAGUUUUAUAAGAUGUAUGAAACCUAUCAAGACUUUUCAUCAAGCCAGAAAAUAAAAACUUUGUUAUAUCACAUCCAAGUAACUUAUACACCCCUUUCAUGUCUCACUGUCUGCUCUGACCCUGCUCGCAUAUUGAUUGGUAUCGUGGUCAUGAGCAUGAGGGUGACUGGGCCUGGUCUCUUCCAAAUUCAUACCCCUGGUCACUGGGAAGACCAGAGGAGAAAGUGCAAAACCUUCCCCAUGUGGAGCGUACCCCCUUACGUAAACCAAUAGGAGGGCGCCCUCCUGCCCCCCCCAAGGAGACUACCUUUUGUUCCCUGAUUCCAACUAGGCCCUUGUAGGACUGCCUCAGUUGCCUGCUCUUCCACCUGGUCUUCACCCAAGCAUUUAAGCUUCUAUGGGUCACCAUCUUAGGGAUGUUGCUUUUGCUCCUGUCUCUGGCAUCUUUCCUCAUGGGAACCCCCACUCUUGCAGGAGCAGGACCCUAGACCUGAAGGCGUGCAAAUGAUUUAUGUGGCUCAAGGCCAGGCCAUCUCAGAACUCCAGGGGGAGAGGCAUCUGGUUCAUGUUCCCACCCAGAAAUGGGGCUCUUCUGUGCCCCCAGGAGAGCUCUUGGGAUUUACUUUUCAAAGCACAAAUAGACUGAGACCCAAGAAGACCAGCUCGAGGGUAGUUCUGUCGGCUACCCUGGUCGCUGACUCUGAGUCAGGCUGGGUUCUCUACUGCUUCACUGCCAGCGUCCUCCAGAUCCUUCUGUAGUUGAGUUUGGGGCGUUUACAUGGACAACCCUGAGGAUUACGUUUUGCUCUUAAAUCUUUUUGCUUACAUCUUUUGCUCCAAGAUCUUUUAAAGUUACUCCUAGUCUUGUUCUCAAGUUUUCUCCAGGGCAGAUAUUUUUCCCUAUCUUAUCCACUGGUCCAGUCACCCAAACUCUUGGCCCUCUCUCCAUCUCUCCCAAAUUAGACCCUGGGGUGCCAUUUGUGUGACAUCUAAUCCAAGCCUGUUUUUGGCCUCUCACCCUUUAUGGCAGAGUACAAGCCUUCCCAAAGCAUUGUCCUCACUGCUCGCUCCCAGGUGCUCUAUCUCCUGGUGACCCUCCGCUACCAGGUUUGAUUCAGGGACAUCCCGUGCUUUCACUGGAGAAAUCAGAGGCCAGGUUGUCAUGCCUAAGCAGGGAGUAGCUGAAGAACUGGGUUCUGGUCUGUUGCAUUCUUUCCCACCUGUGGUAAAAUCAGGAUUUCUUCAAGAACAUGUCCCAGGUCUCCAGGAUGUCCAAGCCGCCCAAGACCAGUGUCAACCUCGACACUUGACAUUUUAUACCAGAUGCUUCUUUGUUGUGUGGGGCUGUCCUGUGCAUGAUAGGAGGUUUUGUAGCCUCCUUGUCCUCUGCUCACUAGAUGCCAGCAGCACCUCUUCCCUCAGCUGUCACAACCCUAGAUGUCCUCAGCCAUCGCCAGUGUCCCAUCAGACACAAAAUUGCCCCUAGCAAAGAACCACUGCCCUAGACCACACAGGUCACAAAUACCAUAUUUGAGAGUUUCUUUUUCCUCCCAUUUCACCCCGAGAUAGCAUCUCUCCUUGUGUCAGACAUCGGGAGGCAGGUAGGAAUGUGACACAAGUGACAUUGUGUCCACGUUUCCUCCUGUCUCAGAACUUCUGUUUCACCACAGAGUUUCUCUUGCCACAAGUAUGUCUCCUUUGUGCCCAGGGAAGUUGGGAACAGCUGGUCACCAUCAUUCCUACGAUCAACUCGCACCUGUUUAAAGAGCAUUUCUAAUUUGACCUUCAAUCCUCAGUUUACCGGGUUGAAAAACACACAGCCAUUUUCGUUAUUUGUCAUCAGCUUGUGGGCCUCUUGAUCAGUCCUUUCAUCGAUUCAGUAAGUUUUCUCUGGUUUUCUACUUCUCUGCCUCACACUCAGUGCUGCUUGUAUUCAUAGAAGCCUCCGGAACAUGUCUUUUCACCGUUAGGGAUGGAGGAGGGAGGCCUGAUAGAAUUUUUUCUUUAUUGAGCUAAAAGAGCACAAUUGACUCCCCUUCAUUGUGUAGGUGAGAGCGCUGAGGCUCUGAGGGGAGAUGACUGCCCAGAGUCACCCGGCUUGGCUGGUGAUGGGAUGAGGGUGAGACUCCAGCCCCCCUGCCACUUACUCCUUGGUCUCUUCUGGUGGAGGUGGUUGUUCUUUGGUGCUCAGGAUGCUUAAAUGCCCCCUGCAAAUGUGCGGGCGGGGUUCAUUCAGAAGAGAGGGAGAUGAAGAGCCCCCUCUGCCGGAGCCCCAGCAGCACCCCAGGCUGCUGCUUCCCGCCCGGGAGAGGCCCGAGCUGGCGGAGGCCACCACGAGCAGCUAGGCGAGCUGAUGAGCCUUUUCGCUUCCUCUAAGUUCAGUCCACCAGCCACAGGCUCCUCGUCUAAAGUUCCAAUUGCUCAGCAUCCCGGCAGCCAAGUCCCGCACUCAGACCAGCCAAAAAACAGGCCCUUUCCAAGCACUUGGCGUGACAAGUCCCCAGAGGACUUGAAACCCCAAGUCCUUAGGUUUCAAUACUGUAGUGGCUUUAGCAGUUUGUUUUUGUAGAAACAUAAAUUAUUUAAAUUCUGAGACGACAGUUUUACAAACCAGGUACCUAUAAUUUGUAUGAUUUUGUACGUGCUCUGGUACACUGCACUCGUCCUAACGAAGGGUAGACCCAAUCUUGUGUGUUGGUGUCCACACCUGUGUCGUUUAAGAGGACACGUCUGUGUUGCUCGUUUCUUUACGUUGCUGUUUCUGUGGCAAAGCUCUGCACAGGUCAUUUCUGAAAAGCCUUAAAUCUUUGAGAUGCCGCGUGUAGGGUACGCAGUGCAGAAGGCUGCCUCGGAACUGUGAGUCCUUUUGUAAGCUGGAAGCGUUUCUCUUACUACUGUUACUUUUUUAGGAAGUUUUAAAUUCAGAACUGCCAAAGCGUUCCGGUAAGCAGUGCCUUAGUGAUACCUUAGUCGUGCCGCCAGCCUUCUCUUAGACCCGUUCUCAGUGCCCGUUUACCGAUUGGCCCAAUACUUAGAACAAGCAAAAAUUGUUUUCAUUUUGUUUUUUAAGCCCAUUUUUCUCCAGUUCUACAAGAAACUGACUGCUUGGUCUAAAAUCAGAAGCUGAGCCUAAGUCAGUCCUGUGCCCAGACUCCCAAAUGUAUAUACCAAAAUGGAAGGUUUUACAACUUCAUAGUUUCCUAUGAAGAGCAAGUUGUACUUUUAAUGUUGCCUUUUAAAUUCACGACCAAAUACUUAGCUAUUUGUGAAUCGUCUGCACUCUAGCAUGAAAGUGCCUUUGGUUUGAGAUUCCAGCUUAGAAAAGUGCUGCCAUAAUAACGAUAAUUUGUAGAGAGACCAAAAAUAUUUUGAGAUCACCAUAAUGCCUUUGGUUUACUGGGAUGAGUAACCAACCACAGGCCUCUGUCCGCAAGAGCACGACGUGGACCCUGCCUGCUGUGAGUCUGCGUGGGGGAGCCCCCGCCACCACCCACCGGGAACACGCUGCCGCAGGAGGGACCCCAGGAACUGCUGUGUUUGUGCGUGCCAAUGAUCCUGGUGUCAUCUCCGCUCGUCAGCCAGCCCUGCAGCCCCGGGAGGGGGCUCCCACGCGAGCAGCAGGCGCUCGGCCACCGGCCAGACCGUCCCCCUGACGUCGCGUUCAGCCCCCGCAGAGGCCUUCUUUCCCAUUCACACGACCGUGCGCACUUCUCUGGUUUACACGAUGAUACCAUUUUGAAAGUUGGAAGCCUCAAACCGAGAUGACAGUGCAGAACAAAAAGAGUUAGGGUCAUGACAAUUGAAGUGUUCUUCUUAGGGCCAAAAUGUUGACUCCGAGUGUCCUGUAUGACUGUGCUGUGAGAAACUUCCAAAGAGCACCAUUCACAAUUCGGCAUUUUCAAAGAAUGUUCCAGCCCUCAGAGGGGCCGGUCUUUAAAGUCCGCGUUGGCUUUUAUCAAAACCUUGUCUAAAUUGGGAAGGCGGGUAGAGGUAAGGAGGAGUGAGAGCAAGAGGCAAAGCACCAGCCAGACAAGCCAAGGAAAAAAGAUUUUUCUUUUCCCGUCUAGACUUAAGUGAUAUCAGACGUCUUUGCAAGUUAGCCUGGACUCCUAGUGCAUGUGUUCCGUCUCCCCCGGUGUCUUUAAGAAUACCCUCUCUGGGCUCUGAAAUGUCGGGAGUGCUUUCUGUCCACACCGCGUUGUGAGCAUUUAUAGAAAUCUCUACAAGGAAAAAAAAAGACAGGAAAAUUACUCCCACGGGCUCUAGUCGGCGCUUGCGUUCAGGCCCUCCCGUCACUGUACCAUGCACCACGGCCGGAAGAAGCUAGUCCGAUUCCCGUCGCCUCUGCUCUUUUCAGCUCUUACUGUGCUUUGUUUGGCAAUCGUUUUCUCCCAGAAACUCAUUGCUUAGACUGUUAAGAAUGAAGGUUUUGUGUUUAAAAUUUAUUGCAUCGCAAAGGACCUUUUCACCGAAGUCGUGCACCAUUAAAUAAGAUGAAAUAUUUGUAUUUAUUGUCCUACUUCUAAGCCGUAACUUGUCUUCUCUGUGGAUUUGCAUUGAGUCGGUCAGAUGCCGCACCACACUUUUGUAUUCGACGCGCCCCGUGGGUGUGCCCCCCGCGUUCGUCACUCGGUGGGGUCAGAUUCCAGCGGGCUCCCCUGACGCGUGGGCCCUCUGCGGGCGGCCUCUGCCCGCGGAUCGUUUCCCCUCCUGUUUCUCUCGGAGAAGCCGAGAGGAUCUGGGCGUAAAUCAGUUGGAAGCUGGUCUCUGAUUUUCUUUCAUUUCUUUGCAUUAGUCAUUCUCUGUGAUUAGUUUCACUGUGUAAAUUAGAUAUUAACUGCACUUCUUUAAAAAAAAAAAAACCUCCCUGUUACCUCCUUGAAAGAUUCACUUCUAUAGGCCUUUUUUUCAAUGGGCUCAUGACUACAGAUUAAAAAACAGUAAAAAUAACAACAGUAUGUGCCUGAAAAACGACAAAAAAAAUUUUGUAACAUUGAAAAAAAGAAACCUGAAUAGCCUUUAAUUCUUUAAUAUGCUUACAUGUUCUGUAAAUCGGUUUUCUCCACGUGUGUUUGUUCACAUUCUAAGUGACUUAAUGGGAUUCUCACAGUCUGUGUCUUCAUGUCACGUGGACAAAAUGGGCUUGUGAUGUAACUGUUUCAUCCGGUCAGUGGUUCCUUUGAUAUUGUACUGCUGCUGGGAGUGGGCCGUGGGACCUGCCUUCGGGCGCUAAGGUUCCUCUUGGGGAGAUUGGAGAGAUUGGGGGGCGGGGACAAAUCCUCACACACACUUUCUUAACCUAUUUGCAGAAACUCUCAAAAGGCAUUUGGUUAAACCUCUUGGCAGUACAGUAUUCUCGUAUUUGUUAACGUCUGUGUUUAGGUACUGGUACCUUUUUGUUUAAAAAAUGUUCUAAGUGUUGGCUUUAAAGUGAAUUUAUCUUUAGUAUGAUAGUUAUAUGAAAAUUAUAGGGUUUGUGUGCAGAGAAUUUUUUUAUAAAGUGCUUUGUAAAAAAAAAAAAAUGUAUUCUAGCUUUCGCGGUACAUAUGUGUGAUAACUUUAAUAUCCAUGACAGUUAAGUGCAAUUAUUUCAUCACUCUAAAAACGCUAUUUUUGUGUCAGUUCCUGCAGGUGUUUUCAUGUCUUUGCAAAGUGACACAUUUUGAUGCCUUCUUGAUAAAGUGGUAGACAUUUUGUAGCUUUCUAGAAACUUUGUAUUCAUACGGUAUCAAUGAAAAAUAAAGACAAUGAAAGUGUG
Messenger RNA from Miniopterus natalensis, 8839 nucleotides. Lineage: Eukaryota; Metazoa; Chordata; Mammalia; Chiroptera; Miniopteridae. The record is from RefSeq and is a predicted model, not a curated record.